Molecule: messenger RNA, 1322 nt
Organism: Cottoperca gobio
Lineage: Eukaryota; Metazoa; Chordata; Actinopteri; Perciformes; Bovichtidae
Gene: mterf4
Product: mitochondrial transcription termination factor 4
Exons: 4
Coding region: 173-1213 (346 amino acids)
Biological process (GO): mitochondrial transcription; mitochondrial ribosome assembly; regulation of DNA-templated transcription
Cellular component (GO): mitochondrion
Molecular function (GO): double-stranded DNA binding
Source: RefSeq, a predicted model, not a curated record
CAGCUACAAAACAUACUUUUUAUAUUUCAUCAACAAAAUACAAUUAUUACAUUGUAAAGCUUUUAAUUUAAUUAACCGUGUACUUAAAACAUGUCGAAGAAACGACUUGCAGCCACAAAACUUCCGCUGUAACCUUCAUAUUUGCUAACUUAUGCUAAUGAUAUGAUGGUUUAUGAGCAUAUCUUCUGCGAACAUCUCCACUCUACAGGUUCUUUGGUGGACUAUGGGAAAUGCCACCUCCUAUGUAUUCAGUCCACUUAAGUUUGGGAGAUGCUACCUCCUGCCUCUAUGCACCGGGUGCAGAUUUUUCUAUUCCUCCACCAGCCGUGGUACUCUCAAAUCAACUCAACCCAACCAUGAACUCAAUCUUCUCUCCAUGCAGCCAGUCACAGAGCUGUCCCUACCCUCUCUGGUUGAUAUGGGAUUCACAGACUCCCAGGCAGAGCAGUUGUACGAUGCCACCUCCAAACUCAAAGGAGGUGCUGCUAAACAUGCUCUGUCAACUCUCACUGCUCUGUUUGUCUUGGGCCUCAAUCCUUCCAAUGUGCUGAAACUCCUGGAGAAAUGUCCUGAACUUUACACCAUCAAAGAAUCACAGAUUCAGCAGCGCAUAGCCAACAUCCGGAAACUGGGUUUAGUUGAAGGCAGUCUACAAAGAGUGGUGUCUCAUUACCCCCAGAUCCUGACUGUGCCUGUGAAGACGGUAAAAAAUGUGGUGGUGUUCCUCAGAGAGAAGUGCUUAUUUACCGCCCAGCAGGUCACGGAAAUCCUCAGAGAUAGUCCGGCCGUAGUACUGGAAAACAUGGGUCAGCUGGAGUACAAGUUUCAGUACGUCUACUUCCGAAUGGGGGUCAAACAGGCGGAGAUGGUGAAGUCCAGGUUGCUCCGUUUCACUCUGGAGGAGGUGCGCUGUCGACACUGUUUUCUGGAGCGCAGGGGCCUGUAUCAAACCCCAGACAAGAAAGGACAGACGGUGAUCCUCAACCCCAAACUGGCCAGUAUCCUCAAGGGUGACGAGGACACCUUCCUUACAGACGUUGCUAAUGCAUCAGCAGAGGAGUAUGAUGUAUUGAAGAGAAUGAUGAAAAGAGAAUGGUGGGAAGAGGAGCAGCUGCAGGGCACCAUUGAAGCGAAUGAUGAUGAGGAAGAGGAGGAUGAAGAGGAUGAGGAGACUGGAGGGGGAAGUGGAUACACGAGGAGGAGAAAGAAAUGACAGAGCACUGUGGGAGGGACUGGGAGAACCUAAUUAAGGAAGUUACAUGAUAAGAGAAAAAUAUCUGAUGAUGAUGCAUGAACCAAUAAAAUGUUUCCUUUUAUCAGUU